Molecule: messenger RNA, 792 nt
Organism: Heterostelium album PN500
Lineage: Eukaryota; Evosea; Eumycetozoa; Acytosteliales; Acytosteliaceae
Product: putative glutathione S-transferase
Exons: 3
Coding region: 1-792 (263 amino acids)
Source: RefSeq, a predicted model, not a curated record
AUGGAAGCAAAGCUUAAAAUAAUAGAGUUCUAUGGUGCACCAUCACCAAAUGUAGUAAAGAUUCACCUGUUGCUGAGAGAACUUAGGGAAGUACCUUACUCGUAUCAUGAAAUAAAUAUUAGGAGAGGUGAGCAAUACUCCCCUGAUUUCCUAAUGAUAAAUCCCAACGGAAAAUUGCCGGCCGUAGUUGACCACGACGUCGAGGGUGAACCAAUCUCUGUGUUUGAAUCAGGAAAUAUACUGUACUACUUGGCCAACAAGUACGAUAAACUAAUACCAAACAUAAAAACAGAUCCAAAAUCUCAUACUGAAGUUUUAAAUUGGGUAUUUUGGCAAAUGUCAAAUUUAGGACCAGUAUUAGGGGAGUUAAUACAUGUAUGUUGCUUAGUUAAGGAUCGUCAGUAUAUUGCCUCGAAAGAUCAGUUCACAAUUGCAGAUAUUGCAACCUAUCCUUGGGCUAGAUAUGUUUCUAUACUACCGGAUAUCAGUGUCGAGGAGUUCCCCCAUCUCUACAGAUGGUUAGCACUCGUUAAAAGCAGACCAUCAGUAGCAGAGUGGGAGGAGUUCGAAGAGGAACAGAAAAAGAAUAACAAUAACACUAAUAAUAAUAAUAAUAACCAGCAUCAUCAACAACAACAACAACAACAAUCAUCAUCACAAAACAAGUCUCAUACAGAGGCUGAAGAAAGAAAAUCACUGAUACAUGCACAAAGAUCCGUACCCAUUCCAAUUUCAAACAAUCUACCAACUCCAAACAACAAUUUAUCACCUCCAAUUUCAAAUCAAACAUAA